Aureococcus anophagefferens is the source of this 1248-nucleotide messenger RNA. RefSeq lists its product as hypothetical. The transcript has a single exon. The coding region runs from base 1 to 1248 and encodes 415 amino acids. The record is from RefSeq and is a predicted model, not a curated record. NCBI's taxonomy places the organism in Eukaryota, Pelagophyceae, Pelagomonadales, Pelagomonadaceae.
AUGGAGGAGCUCCUGUCCGUCGUCGCCGCGAACCUCUCCAUGGCCGGCGAGGACGGCGAGACGUUCCGCCGCGAGGCGGCGUCGGCGUUGCUGGCCUACAGCGAGGACGCGCAGCAGCUCGAGUUCCUGCUGGCGUCGAAGCCGGGCCUCGCCGUCGUCGCGGCGCUGGCGCGGACGCGCGCGGGCCUGCGGGACGGCCUGGGCGCGCUCGUGAACCUCAUGGCCUUCGCGAACGCGAGCGGCGAGCCGGCCAUGGACGCGCUCGUGCGUGCGCUCGCGAGCCCGAAAUCCGUCGACGCCGCGUGCGUCGCCGCGGCGAGCGACGCGUUCGAGGCGGCGACGCGCCGGUCGGCGCUCAUGUUCCUCCAGAACCUGACGACGCGGCCCUGCGGCGCCGAGGCCGUCGCGCGCCGCGAGGAGGCCGUCACCGCGCUGACGAAGCGCUUCGCGCGCCGCGGCGCCGCCGCGGCCGCGGCCGAGUGGGCCGACGGCUUCGCGGCGAUCCUCCAGAACCUGAGCGCCCAGCCGACGUUCCGGAGCCUGCUCCUGCGGCGCAGCACGAAGAUCUUAGGCGCGCUGCUGCCCCAGCUCCUCGACGGCUACCUCGACGCGUUCGGCGCGGCGUCGCCGGGGAAGCGGCGCGGCGUCGCCGCGGCGCUCCGCCACUGCUGCCACGACAAGGACGAGCACUUCUACCUGCUGUCGGACCUCCACGCGCCGACCUUCGCGCUCUUCGCGCUGGCCGACGCGUCCGACGCCGCGCGGCUCGCGAACGACGACCACGAGGCGCUCGCGCUGCCCGGGGGCGCGAACUGGAGCGACGCCGCGCUGCCCGCGGUCCUCCGCGAGGCCGCGGAGACGCUCGGCGACUCGAAGAAGCGCGAGCCCGACGCCCGCGUGACCCUGAGCCUGCUGGAGGCCCUGCUCUGCCUCGCGUCGACGCGCCGCGGCCGCGAGCGGCUCCGCGCGCUGCGGGCCUACGCGGUCGUCAAGGACUGCGACUUCGCCUUCGCGCCGGGCCGCGACGACCGCGACGACGCCGACGCGGGCGGCGACACGGAGGUCCUCGUCACGACCGACGACGCGCCGGAGCCCGACGAGGCCACGCUGUCCGAGGACGAGAUCCUCCGCAAGCACAUCGCCCGCGUCUGCAGCGACCUCGCGAACAUGCUCCUGCGCGCCGAGGUCGGCGCCGACGACCAGCCCGACGAGCCCGAACGGGCCGAGGAUUACGGCGAGAUGGAUUAA